CACCAGUGUCCAUGAGACAAGAUUACCAAGUUAUCAUCACCUUUGAUGGCUCUUUCCAUCCCACCAAUCGAACAGCUGCUGGAGCAUGAAAAAUUGAGACAACUGCAGGGAUACUCUUGCAGAUUAAAGCAGUUUACCUCUCCUCCCUCUCAGCAUUUCAAACCGAGAACAUGACAUGCCUUGCUGCCCUCCAAGAAGCAUCCACACUUGAUCUUCAAAGCGUCCUUGUCUAAACUGACUGCGAAUUAUUGACCUCAAAUCAAUCUUUGCACCGUUUUCCAAAUGAAGCACAAAAUGUGGUAUCUCAGUUGCAUAGUUUAAUAUAUCUUCAUUUCAAUCUUGUUUUAUAGUUAAGGUUCGUAGAAACGAAGUUCAUGAACUUCACCAAUUAGCUUACGCUAAGCAACAAUGAAAUAGUUUAAAUACUUACGUUUAAUUAAUAUACAGGUACUUUUAUAAAAAAACAUUUAUAUGGAUGAAUUUACGAAUGAAGACCAUUGAUUGAAUCACUUCGUGAGACGAAAACAAUACAAUUUAAUGAGUAUUUUUUUUUUUCUCUUUUUGGGUAGAGGGAGUAUCAAUUAAUUUUUUUUCAUUAUUAAAUUUUGUUACUAAUUUAAUGGAUUAAGUAAUGGGCUUUCACAACUUCCGUCACAACACAAGCAAUCAAAAAAAAGGGGAAAGGCAAUUUGUGUUUAUCAAAAUUUACCCUAAUCUGCUUUAUUAUUUAAAUAAUUUUGUUUCUAUUCGUUUUCCAUUUUCCUAUUUUCCUGUCCACGGCAAAGCAAACCCUAAACCGCAGAACUAGCAGAUUCAAUUACCUCUUCUUCAGUCGUGCGAUUGGCGUAAUCAGCGAUUAAACCUCUUUCAGACGUGAAAUAGUUUCUCCCAUUCUGAGGAAUUCGUCUAAAGUUUUUGAUUGAUUUUGCACUGAAGAAAUCAGAUAUGAGGCUCAGAAAGGGCAGUAAAGUUGAGGUUAUGAACAAGAAGGAGGUUCCUGUAUCAUGGCGUACAGCUGAGAUACUUAGUGGUAAUGGGCAUACUUACAGUGUCCAUUAUGAUUAUCCUCCAGUUAUGGACAGUGGUUCUUUGAUGGAAAAAGUGUCAAGGAAAUUGGUGAGACCACGUCCUCCUUAUUUAAUAGGUGAUCAGACUAGGGAAGUUGGAGAAGCAGUUGAGGUGUUUCACAAUCUCUCAUGGAAGAUUGCUACCAUCUUGAAAAUUUUGCCAGGAGAUUACUACACAGUGAGGUUAUCUGGAUCUUGUAUGGAAUCCACUCUACACAAGUCGAACAUCAGAGAUCAGCUAUUGUGGCUUGAUGAUAAGUGGAUCCUGAUGGGAAAGAGUUCUGGUGCAUGUGAAGUGGAGCUAGUAGGUAACCUAUCACCUUCAAAGUAUUCCCAGAAGAAAGUAUCUGGUGCAAAGACACAAAAAAGAGCUCCAAUUGGUUCUUGUGUCAGAUUUCAGGAGAAAACAGGGGUGCAAGAGUCUGACAAAGUUUUAUCAAGAUCCUUGAAAAGGGCAUCCCCUUGUUGGUCCUCAGUAUGUGAAUCUCAUGUAGGAAGCCCUCAGAAGUGUAGAGCUGUUGAGAAGGAUGGUAGGAGACAAAGGAUGACUACACCUGUUGGUUUCGAAAAGGUAGAUGUUACUCACACAAGAGACGUUAUGGGAAAAUUGCAUAUGCAUACUCUCUUAGAGGAUGGAAUGAUUAGGUAUAAUGAACCAAAAAGAGGGAAAAUUAAGUGUAAUGCUGGAUUUCCUGGAAGUUCUGAACCUCAUGAUUCAGAUACUGUGUCUUCGUCAGUUGGGAGUUGUAGUGCUGUUAGUGUGGGUCAAAAUGGAUCUUCUAAUGGUUUUGUACGGGUAUCUUGUCAAGUGUCAGAUGAACUUUGCAGUGAUGCAGAGUCAUUUUCAACUGACGAUGAGGAGAUCUGUCCUCUCUCUCCUUCAGAAGAGGAACAGGCGGUAAGUAUUCAUGACUUAGAGCUACGUGCUUAUCGCAGCACUUUAAAAGUGUUGCAUGCUUCUGGUCCUUUAAGUUGGGAACAAGAGUCAAUGUUGACUAAUCUCCGUAUCAUGCUACAUGUGUCAAAUGAUGAACAUUUGAUGGAGAUAAGGUACCUUCUUUCUGAUCAAAGCGGUGCUUAUUGUAGAUGAUGGCCAUUUGGCUGGUUGUAUCCUCUGCUGUAUUUCCUUGUUUACUGUUUCUCCACAUACUGUAAGCAGUUAUACGUAUGAGAAGUUUGAACUUAUGUUUAACUCGUCGGGUAACAUUUCUAGCUAUUGCAUUGAUGUAGUGAAUACUUUGCAAGAAAGACUUCAUUUAUUUUACAUCACAUAAAAAGGAAUGGUUCUAUACUGCUUCCUUGCGUAUAUAUAUAUAUAUCCUAUAUUCAUUACAGGAAUUAUUUGUUUUUGCUCUCCAGUUUGAAAGUAAAAUCUUUCAGCGUAAUUAUUUGCAUAACUAUAUUGUUUCGGUGCUAAACAAGGCUUUCUUCUCUGGUGUGCUGAUUGGGUUUAUGAUUUUGGUUCAAUAUUUGUUCUUUGGAAAAUGGAUUUUUCCUGUGACAAUUGGGAGCGUGUGCUCUUCUCCUUGGAAGUUGUUAUUGAUCGUCACCUGCAUUUUCAGGGCUCGGUGAGGAGUCAAUGAGGCCCUUGCUUCCUGAGAUCAAUUGUGUUAGGGACCUUUUGCUUUUCAGCCUCUUCCCUAUGUAAUUGAUCGGACACUCCGCUCAUCCACGUUAUGGCAGAUGAGAUCAUGGCAAGUCCAUGCUGCUACUACUUGAUUUCCCUUAUUCAUGCUCUCCAUUUGAAUAUUACUAGCCAACGAAACUAAUUGCUAACCAUUUUGUUUAUAUUCUCUUCACUUCGCAUGCUUUCUUAAACAUUUUUUUUACGUUUCACACAGUCAGCAACUUCUUGCAAGAUUUUUGUUCAAAGGUUGACUCUGGUUGUUUAGUAACUCUCGAACUUUCCUUCAUCAUCUAUAGUUGAUAUUGGUAUUAUGUCUUUUGCAUAGGAAAGAUCCUAAUUCGCAUUAUGUGCUGUCCUGCCCUUCUAUCCUAAGUCCUUUAUUUUGGGCCACACCAAUAGGUAAUUUUGUGCAUGCAGAAGCUUGUCUUGUUUCCGUUAGAUUGUACGAGCCUAUGAUGGCCACAUAAUUGUUAUGUAUUUAUGGUUAACCAACCUCUAAAUGGUGCCAAGUGCCUCAUGGUUUUUCUCUAGUUAUGUUCAGAUUGAUGUGCUUGUCUCAAGAAAGCUGGCGAGUUUACAUGGAAAGGCUGUGGCAGGGAAGUUCUGUCAGUUUAAAUAUUUUGUUUGAACGUUCAUUCUGCAGAUGACAUGUUCUUAAAUUUCAUCAUCAAAUUUAGGAAUUAUAUGAAAAUCCCAACAAAUUUGUAAUUAUGAUGAAUAAGUGAUCGUAACAUCUCAUGUUAAAAGGGGCUCAUAUGUAAAGCUGAUAUGAGAUUUCUGUUGUUCUGCAUCCUCUACAAAAAUUCCGGCAAAUGAUUGUAAGAUCUCAUAUUAAAAAGGGGGCUUAUAUGUAAAGAUGAUAUAACAUAAUCUCUGUGGUUCUGCAUCUUCAUUGAAAUGAUGGGGGAAUAAAUGCUCUUCUUUUAUUCUGAGUUCUAUCAGAUCUGAUGGUCUAAAUUGUGGUACCUGAGAGUACCACAUUUAUGUUAUGUGGAGUGAAGUUGUGCUUUUUGCUUUAUGUUAUUUCUCUAUAAAUGAAGGUGAAGCCGACGAAGUUCAGAACUUGUAUGUCCAAAACAUGAUGUGCUUGUAACUUUUUUCAUUAUGAAACAGUUCUGCUUGGCUUUUCGGUAGCUAGUUUCUUUGCGGAGUCUUGAGUUUUGCACAGAUGCAGCCACAGCUUGCGGAUCCAGACAAUAUUGACCCACCAAGUUUUAAGAUAAAAAAAGGCGACUCCAAAGCAGCAUUAACAUUUUUAUGCAUUAGGCUCUAGUUUUUCUUGGGUCGAUAGUACCCAAUGUGUAAACUUUCUAGUCUUCGUCAUACUUUUUAAUGUAUCAUUUUACGUCAUGGCCUCUAUCAACAAGCUAAAAGCCUCCAGAAUCACAUGCACAGAAAGUAUUUCAUUCUUUCUUACGGAAACAACAUUCUCAGAAACUGAGGCAACAUUCUUUAAGUUGGAUUGGUUAACUUGAGUCUGCAAAGUCACUAUUUGGAUUGCAUCAACGACUAUUGAUGUAGUUUGUGAAGAACUUCUUAUUUUUAGUUUGAUAUUCCUUCCG
Oldenlandia corymbosa var. corymbosa is the source of this 4256-nucleotide messenger RNA. NCBI's taxonomy places the organism in Eukaryota, Viridiplantae, Streptophyta, Magnoliopsida, Gentianales, Rubiaceae. The record is from the annotation of a GenBank genome assembly.